This is a messenger RNA of Oppiella nova, 2145 nucleotides long. The record is from the annotation of a GenBank genome assembly. Lineage: Eukaryota; Metazoa; Arthropoda; Arachnida; Sarcoptiformes; Oppiidae.
AUGGCAAUGUCUUCGCCGGGCGCCAAGAAGGGCGCAGAAGUGAUAGAUUUGGUGGACACAGAGGACGAGACACCGAUGAGCGCCGAUGAGAUGAGAUACCUGUCGAGCAGUCGUUUGGCCACACAUUUCAUGGGCGAAGACCUGUGCGAUCGGGCGGACAUCGAGCGCCGCAAUCGUGUCAACAGGUCUACUGAGCCAACCAUUCCUCUCGAGUCAUACAACGAGGGGUUCGUCGAUAUGAUGGUCAACAGAGACCACAAAAAGGGUCGCAAUUUGUCUGAAGACAUGACCGACUAUGAGGUGGAGUCAAUGGUGGAGUCCAUACUGAACCUGAAGGUCGAGUCGGACCACUCGUCUGGUGGUAACGGUUCCGAUAAUGACAUCGAAGAGAUUGAUGGCAUGGAUGAGGAGGCGUCCAAGAAGUGGAAACCGAAUGUGUUUUUGCCACCAAAACAAGACUUAUCGGAGUUCUUGGACAUCGGAUACAAAUUAGAUUUCGAUGAGCCGUCGGACACGUGUGUGAACUACGCGCCAAUACAGGCGCCCAAAGGCUACCUAAGCUGUCAGAAGGCCUAUGGGUUCGACCGGUGGUUCUUAGCGCGACUCAAACGCCUCGACUGUCGAGACGUGAGGCUUGAGUUGCAUUUGUGGCCAACGAUUCUCAAGGGAUUCAGCGUUUGCUGCGUUUCCCGACCAAAGAGUGGCAAAACAAACGCCUUUUUAAUACCAUUGAUGUAUGAGUUGGACAAACCGGCCGCACAUAUGGACAGCCGUUUCAGCACCGGUAGCGAGAGGACGAGUAUCGGCGCGAUAGUGAUGUGUAGUUCCACGCGACAGACAUAUGAGAUCGCACAACAGGCCAAGCGUUGGCGGGACAUCGACGUGAGCGCCGGUAGACAGACGGUGCGCAUCGUGUCGUUGAACUCAUCCAAUGCCGACAAACAGUACAUAAGUCUUAUGAAUGGUUGCGAUAUAUUGGUGUCGACUCCCAAACCACUGCUGAAGGCCAUUCAGGACGAGUCUAAAGGACAAAUGAGAUUAUCGAAGGACGGGAAGGGAAUGGGAGAUAAUUUGAUGGCUUUCCAGACGAUGGCGUUCGCCCGCAAAUGGACACAAGGGGUCGAGUGGUUCGCCAAAGAGAUCCAACACAUGCCGGUCGUGACGUUUGGCUCAUAUUAUGAACUGUCGAUUGCCUUUAAGAUUGAGUGCAAUGUGGAAGUGAUUACCGCCGAUGGAAACCGUGAAGACACUGUCCUAAGAGUCAUACAGAAGGCUAUCGAUAGCAAUAAAAGUCGAAUAGCAGUCGUCUGUCGAACCAUCGAUGAGAUAAAGUUCUUAAAGCGUCGACUGAUGACCAAAUGGACGUGCGUUGUGGUCACCCACGAGACCAAACACUACGACUUGGAACAGCUGUGCAAUAAGUGGCGCACCGGUACUGUCCUAUUGGUGAACGACUCGGCCAUCAGACAGAUCUCGAGUGGAUUCAAGAAGUGUCAGUGUCUUAUCCACUAUAAGCUUCCGAAUGACUUUAAAGAGACAUUUGGCGAUCGGUUCCGACUGAUGAGGGGUUGGCUCAAGAAGUAUGAGACACCGAUUGGCGCCACGAAUGCCCGACGACUGUCGCAGUAUAUACUGAUCGGUGAUGACGACAGCGGACACGAACCCCAACUCAUCCGAUACCUGAAGCGCCUUAAGGCUCGCGUUCCUCUGCAGUUGACACACGUGUAUGACUCGCAGCAACGGUUGCGCCCACUUUGCGGCUACUAUUCCUCGUACGGGAAGUGUCCCUUCGAGUCGUUGGACUGUCCGAAACGGCACGCGUUUGGCCGCCACGACCGGCCCGACCCACGACUGCCCACCAGCGGACAGAUCAAGAUAACGGUGACCUACGUGUUGGGCGCCAACGACUUCUACUUCCGGUGCCACGAGUUUCGCGGUGCGAGUCAGACGUCCGGCAAAUGGCAGCCAAUGAGCGAUAAUUACGAUGCGAUCCGCGAAGAGCUAAUUGCGCUCAAAGAUACGCCAUAUAAUACGGUUAGGGAUCCAACGGGUGACAGACUGUACGGGAUUGCUGUGAGGGGACAGGUAUUUAGAGUGCGUUUGACAAAAAUCAUUGGUUCCGAAGAGACCAACUUCUACGAAGAC